AUGGCACUGAACGUCCCAGGUUUAAUAGUGAUGGCCGGAUUCUAUCUCCUCGUCUUGGGUACAGGAAUCUGGGCAUCCUUUCGCUCCAGACGUCACGAAAAGAAAUGCGCUGGAAACGGGAUGGAAAUCACGCUGCUCGCUGGGCGGGAUAUCAACUUCCUAGUCGGAGUUUUCACGCUGACUGCUACAUGGUUGGGUGGUGGGUUCAUCCUUGGCAUCGCAGAAGCUGUCUAUACCCCUACACUGGGUCUGGUGUGGGCAUUCACACCAGUAUCAUAUGUCCUUACCUUCUUCCUGGGCGGUUUCUUCUUUGCCAAGCCCAUGAGAGCCAAUAAAUUCGUAACCAUGAUGGACCCGUUUCAGCUCAGAUACGGAAAUGUCCUGAGCAGUCUGCUACUACUUCCUGCGCUCGUCGGAGAUGUUCUGUGGGUCGCCUGCACCCUGGUCAGCUUAGGAGGUACCAUGAGUGUCAUAUUGGACCUGUCCUACGCCUAUUCCAUCAUCAUUUCCUCUGUGGUGGCCAUCCUCUACACCCUGCUGGGAGGCCUGUACUCUGUAGCCUACACUGACGUCAUCCAGCUCAUUCUCUUCUUCGUUGGCCUGUACAUCUGUGUGCCGUUCCUUGUCUUAAACCCUCAUUCUCUGGAUAUCAGCCUGACAGCUUUUAACGAGACCUUCCAGACCCCCUGGGUGGGCAUGAUAGAGCCUCAAGAUGUUGGCAAAUGGAUUGAUGAGUUUUUCAUGGUGGCACUUGGAGGACUGGCCUACCAGGCCUUCUAUCAGAGGAUUCUGUCGGCAGCUUCGUAUACACAGGCUCAGGUCACGUGUUUUGUUUCCUCCGCCUUCUGCCUGAUUCUCGGCAUCCCGUCCAUCAUAGUGGGAGCAGUGGCUGCCUCCACAGACUGGAACUCUACUUCUUAUGGAAUUCCCACUCCGUUUGAGCGCGGAGAGGCCGGUGCUAUCCUUCCCAUCGCUCUGCAGUACCUCACGCCCACAUACAUCUCCAUCGCUGGAAUCGGAGCUGUCGCAGCAGCCGUUAUGUCAUCCCUUGACUCCACCCUCCUCUCCGCCGCCUCUCUCUUCUCCUCUAACAUCUACAAAAACAUCAUCAGGAAGCAGGCGUCGGACCGAGAGAUGCAGUGGGUGAUCAGGAUCUCCGUGGUGGUGGUCGGUUUGGCAGGGACGGCGUUGACCUUCCUGGAAAACAGUGUGUUGGUCUUCUGGACGGUGAAUUUUGACAUGACAUACACCAUCAUGUUCCCACAGGUAGUUUGCGUGCUCUUCUUCAAGUCCUCCAACGGCUACGGUGCCACGACAGGCAUUUUGAUGGGAACGCUGCUUCGUUGCCUCAGCGGCGAACCUCUAAUCAAACUGCAGCCCGUCAUCUACUUCCCCGGCUACCGAUUGGACGAGGAGUCGGGAAUGUACGUGCAGUAUUUCCCUUACCGCAGUUUCAUUAUGGUCUCGACUAUACUCACCAUUCUCGCUGUCUCCUACCUCACGUCCUUGAUGUUCAGCAAGGGGGUUUUGCCAGAGAAAUGGGAUCUGUUUAAGAUCAAAGAGCAGGCCAACGCUUUCGUCCAUCCCGAGGAGAAAGGCUACAAAGAGGGCCAAAAAGUACCGAGCGUCGCCAGGCAACUGCCAGACACCACCUGUUGCUAG
Molecule: messenger RNA, 1662 nt
Organism: Chanos chanos (milkfish)
Lineage: Eukaryota; Metazoa; Chordata; Actinopteri; Gonorynchiformes; Chanidae
Product: high affinity choline transporter 1-like
Exons: 8
Coding region: 1-1662 (553 amino acids)
Biological process (GO): choline transport; acetylcholine biosynthetic process; transmembrane transport
Cellular component (GO): plasma membrane
Molecular function (GO): choline:sodium symporter activity
Source: RefSeq, a predicted model, not a curated record